This is a messenger RNA of Punica granatum (pomegranate), 1450 nucleotides long. The record is from RefSeq and is a predicted model, not a curated record. Lineage: Eukaryota; Viridiplantae; Streptophyta; Magnoliopsida; Myrtales; Lythraceae.
UGUUAGAAUUAUAAGAUUACAUGAAUGCCUAAUAACAUCAAGAUCGACCAGCAACCCUAUAAAUAUCUCUUUGGCGUUUCAAUUUAUAUUUGUCCCUUGGCCUUCUCUCUCUCUCUCUGUUCCCAACACAGAAGGCGUACGUCUUACGUUUGUGAUCUCGGUUAAAUUGAGAGACAAAUACAUAGAACCAAGUCUAGCCGCACUCCAGAAAAGAACAGAGCGAGAAUGACGCUUCCUACCCCAGCCAACAACACCAAGGGCCGACUCCUCAUUGUCGGGGCGACAGGUCUCAUUGGCUGCUAUCUAGCUGAGGCGAGCAUCGACUCGGGUCAUCCCACUUACAUUCUCGUUAGGCCCGGCUCAGGGUUCAGCCCCUGCAAGGCCAACACCAUCAAGUUUCUCCAAGAAAAAGGCGCCAUUGUCAUACGGGGUCUAGUAAAUGACAAGGAGCUGAUGGAGAAAAUACUCAAGGAGCACAAGAUAGAGAUAGUAAUAUCGGCCGUCGGGGGAGAAAGCAUUUUGGACCAGCUUGCCCUAGUGGAAGCCAUGAAAGCAGUUGGCACCAUCAAAAGAUUCUUGCCAUCGGAGUUCGGGCAUGAUGUGGAUAGAGCUAAUCCGGUGGAGCCGGGCCUGAGGAUGUACCAGGAGAAGCGCAGGAUCAGACGCAUGAUCGAGGAGUACAAGCUGCCGUACACCUAUAUCUGCUGCAACUCCAUUGCCUCUUGGCCCUACUACGACAACAAUCACCCUUCAGAGGUUGUCCCGCCGUUAGAUCAGUUCCAAAUCUACGGUGAUGGCAGUGUCAAAGCGUACUUCGUGGCCGGGUCCGACAUCGGGAAGUUCACGAUGAAGGCAGUGGACGAUGUGCGUACGCUCAACAUGUCGAUCCAUUUCAGACCGGCUUGCAACUUCUACAACAUGAAUGAGCUCGCAUCCCUCUGGGAGUCGAAGAUCGGUCGCACCCUUCCCCGCAUUACCGUUUCAGAAGACGACCUCCUUGGUGCUGCUGCUGAGAAUGUUAUUCCACAAAGCGUAGUUGCCUCAUUCACGCAUGAUAUAUUCAUAAAAGGCUGCCAGAUUGAUUUCUUGAUUGACGGGCCGAAUGAAGCUGAGGUGAGCACUCUGUACCCUGACGAAUCAUUCAGGACGCUGGACGAGUGUUUCGACGAGUUUGUUGUCAAGAUCAAGAAGACGGUGGAUAAUGAAGGGAUCAAGGCCCCGAACGCAAUGGUUGAACCGAUAGCGAUCACUGCAACAUGCGGUUGAUGACGAUUUCAUCGAUUAUUUCCCCCCUACUUCUCUUCUUAAUUAAUGCUGCAAAUCAAGAUGCAAAACUUUGAAUAAUGUCGGAGAUUAGUCUCUAUUUUCUCUAUCAUUCAUAUUUGAACCCUUGUGUGAUUUAAUUUAUUUGGAUAAGUAUAUGCGUCAAUCCUAUAUUAUUUAUGGUUCA